AUGCCACCGGGAGCCGUCGAACUCGCUGUUCGCCAUAAUGACUCAGAGGCCGACACCGACAUCAUUGCCAUCCACGGCCUUGACACGAAGUCACCUGAUACUUGGACAUGGAGGCAGGGUGAUGUUAGUGUCAACUGGCUAUCCGAUGUGAAUAUGCUCCCGAGCAGAGUCGGGAAGGCCCGGAUCCUCACGUGCGAUUGGUCCGCAGACUUGCUUCAACCAAAAGACAUGAGUCAGAAAUCGGUGAAGGAGUACACCAGACUCAUUCUCGACGGGAUCCAGCGUGAACGUGCCGAGCAUGAAGAUCGUCCAAUCAUAUUCAUCGCUUCGUGUCUUGGGGGCAUCAUCUUGAUUCAGGCUCUCGUCAUGGCCGGAUCAGGAUAUUCUUCAGUCUGUCAGGCCACGCGCGGAAUUGUCUUCCUUUCUACGCCGUUCCGUGGCACUUCAUUCAAAGAUAUAGCCCCCUGGGCAGAGCCCGCUUUGUCGAUAUGGGCUUCCGCGACAGGCCGUGCAGUGACUGAGUUGACCAAAAACACCACGCAGUCGUCCAACCUUGAAGAGCUGCUACGCCAAUUCACGAAGCUUGUUAAGGACCGCGAAAAGGAGUCUGAAUUAGAGCCCAAUCUGAAGAUUCAGCUGAUCACUUUCUACGAACAGCAAAUGACGAAACUUCUUCAUGAGUACUUGUGGUUUUCGAAAAUGAAACUGUUGGUCGAUAGCGAUUCCGCGAAUCUGGACAUUGUCGAACACCCGAUUCCGCUCGAUCGCACCCACGUGCUCAUGAACAAGUUCGCCGGGCCUAGGGACCUCGAGUAUGAGAAAGUUGCUGGCAGAAUCGAGGACUUUCUUCGCAGUAGUCGCAAAACGUUCUUUCUUGACCGAGCAGAUGCGUAUAUAAAAGAGAAUUGCGAAAAGAAGCUCACAAUUUUACGGCUAUCAGGCGACUCGCUGCCGAUGAACCAGUGCUAUAUCAAUCUUGCUGUGGUGGAGCAGCAAGGAACAAAAACAGCAAACUCAGCUGAGAGGGAUGCAAAGGUCUCCCCAUUUAGCCUGAGCCACCGGCUAAGUGUCGACACGCCGGACAAACAGACCCAAAUCGUACUGUCGACAAUCUUUGAAUCACGCAAAAAUCGUGACGGGACCACGAAAACGCCAAGACGAAUUUUGAUUCGAGGACGUGCAGGAGUCGGAAAGACUACAUUAUGCAAGAAGAUGGUCUAUGAAUUUGUCCAUGAGCACAAAUGGCAGCCCUUGUUUGACCGGGUUCUAUGGGUACCUCUACGGCGACUGAAGAGGUGGAGCUCGGCCUCCUACACGUUCGAAGAACUGUUUCGUCGUGAAGUGUUCCAGAAUUGCGAAGAGGCGUUGCGCUAUCUUUUCGUCAGAAGCCUUCGCAGGGCCUUGGACGAAGACAGAAUCUUGUUUAUUCUUGAUGGAUUGGACGAAGUGUCCCAAGAGUGGGCAAGGGACAACGAUGGCUACGACUUUCUUCGAGAUCUCCUAAAUCAAAAGAACGUUGUAGUCACAUCUCGUCCGUAUUUCAAACUUCCGGAUGGCAUCAACCCUAUGGAUCUCGAGCUAGAGACACUUGGAUUCUACCCAAAACAGGUGGAGGAAUACGUCAAUACGACAUUUGGCAAUUCUGGCACACAAAAGGCCGAAGAAGUCCGUUUGUUUCUCCAAACUCACCCACUUAUUCAAGGCCUCGUUCGGAUUCCUGUUCAGCUAGACGCGCUUUGCUACAAUUGGGGAGGCAGCAUCGAUCUCGGAUCCAAACCAGAAACCAUGACUGCCAUGUACCAAGCGAUCGAAAAUGGCUUGUGGAAAAAGGACGCAUUUCUCUUGGGGAAGAUACAGACAGAGAAUGAGCUUCAGUCGGCUUCACCGAAAACAAUGGAGCGCAUGAUGGAAAGAGAGAUUGGGUUUCUGGAGAGCCUUGCCUUUUCAGGAUUGUGUAGCGAUACCAUCGAGUUCGAGACGAGGAUUUCAAGCACAAUACUACACAACACCGAUGAUCCAAAAAAUGGCAACCCACCCGACAAGAUUCUACCCCGUCUCUCAUUCCUAAGAACAUCAGACCCGCCAGACUCGACGUCAGGAAGCCAACAAUCCUGCCACUUUUUGCACUUGAUUUACCAGGAGUACUUUGCGGCACGGUACUUUGUGCGGAAAUGGAAGUCUGGAGAGGACCUCGAGCCGUUUACGAUCACCGAUAAGAGCGGAAGCAAGCGAUGUGUUCGCGGCAAAGGAAUUGGCACAACUAUAUUUCUUCACCAACACAAGGCCCGGUACGACAUACUUUGGCGUUUUGUCGCCGGCUUGCUUGACUCCGGCGAUGGGCAUUCGGACGAACAAGACACACUUAGGUUCUUCCAGACCAUCGAUGAGAAACCGCGCGAUCUUUUGGGGCCCGCACACCAACGGCUACUCAUGCAUUGCUUGGGUGAGGUGUCGCCGAACCUGUUGAUUCGGCCAACACUAGAAAAGAAUUUGACAUCGUGGCUUUUGUUUGAGAGCAGUUUUGAGAAUGCCUCCCUCGCACGGGAAGUGGAACUUCCGGACAACGUUCUUAUGGCUGCUUUAGAAGAUGGCAGCAACAAGUACAACAUCGCAGUAUCGCUGAACGGUAGACCAACAAUCCCGUCAAGCAUCGUCAAAUUAGCAACGUCAUGGCUGGCUGAUGACUACAACGAUAAGGCCGCUCUUCAAAUAUUGGACAAUUCUCACAUAAAGUUGCCAAACAUAACGCUACAAGCGCUGACGAUUACAGUUCUAUUAGACACGCCGCAGCUGAGGCCUUAG
Messenger RNA from Grosmannia clavigera kw1407, 2802 nucleotides. RefSeq names its product pfs domain containing protein. The transcript has 3 exons. Lineage: Eukaryota; Fungi; Ascomycota; Sordariomycetes; Ophiostomatales; Ophiostomataceae. The coding region runs from base 1 to 2802 and encodes 933 amino acids. The record is from RefSeq and is a predicted model, not a curated record.